Anopheles coluzzii is the source of this 5999-nucleotide messenger RNA. RefSeq names its product homeobox protein unc-42. The transcript is spliced from 7 exons. Gene Ontology annotation, molecular function: RNA polymerase II transcription regulatory region sequence-specific DNA binding; DNA-binding transcription factor activity, RNA polymerase II-specific. The record is from RefSeq and is a predicted model, not a curated record. Gene Ontology annotation, biological process: regulation of transcription by RNA polymerase II. The coding region runs from base 469 to 1578 and encodes 369 amino acids. Lineage: Eukaryota; Metazoa; Arthropoda; Insecta; Diptera; Culicidae.
GACCGCCCCGGGGAAUUUAGCGCCCACCCAGUUUGGUUUACGCGCAACUUCAAGCUGUAUCUGCCGACGGAUUACUGCUGCCUGCCUGCGCCGGUGGUGAAUGCCGAGCUCACUGUCGAUCCAUCGCUGUCGAACGCCGGCCGCACCCGCUGCCAAGACAGCCACGGCCCCACGGUGGAGUUCAAAACCAACUGCGCGGCAACCGGCCCCGUCGGCGGUGUUCUAGGAGGAGCGGCAUCGAGCGUACCGGGCAGCGGUGCGGGCGGCAUCGGCGGUCUUGGUUGCCUCGGCGGCGGUGGAGGCGUCAGUGGAGCGGGACCGGACGGAGUAGCAGCGAACGGGACACCGCUCGGGCUCAGCCCGACCAGUGCGGCGGACUCGCAGCAGUUCAACAUCUUUCCGGCCAUCUUUAGCCGGCAGCUAAACUUCAACACCGCCACCGCCGGGUCCUGCAGCCAGUCGAAGCUGAUGGACGAUCUGCGGCCGAACCUGGUCGGCGGUCUGCUCGGCCUGCAGCAGGGCCUUCUGGACGAUCAUGCGGCCCUCGCGCACGGCGGCAACCUGGCCGCCCAGCACAAUGCCGGCCAGGACAGCAAGUUCAUGGCGCUGCAGGACAACCGGCUGAUGGGCAUCGGGGCGCACGAGAACCGGCUGCUCGGGCUGGGCGGCCAGGACCACGGCCGGGGCGGUCUCGGCGGCCCGGGCGGCGGUGCGAACGGGGACAAGUCCCUCGGUCAGCAUCGGAAGUGUAGCAGCACACCGGAGGACUUCAGCGCACUGUACGGGGGACUGUCCGGUACGCCCAUCAGUGACCAUCACCAUCACCACACGCCAGCCCACACCCCUCCGAACCGGCUGUCGGACAAUGGGUCCGUUACGGCGGAAGGUGCAUUUAAAAAACUAAAACCCGAACCAAACAGCGGCCCGCUCGGUUCCUCCGUCCCGGGUGGCAUUUCGUCCCCCGGAAGCGGCAUCUCAGGGUUGCCCCAGCAUGCUGGCCACACGCCCACCACAGCAUCCUGCCCGACACCGGCCCGAAGGCGACACCGAACUACCUUCACUCAGGAACAAUUAGCAGAAUUAGAGGCGGCCUUUGCGAAAUCACACUAUCCGGAUAUCUACUGCCGGGAGGAGCUAGCGCGUACCACUAAGCUGAACGAAGCCAGGAUACAGGUUUGGUUUCAGAAUCGAAGAGCAAAGUACCGAAAGCAGGAGAAGCAGCUACAGAAGGCGCUCGCCCCCUCGGUCAUACCGUCCUGCAAUGGCAUGAUGCGCAACAUCCAGGGCUACAGCGUUUCGAGAGGUUAUCAACCGUAUCCACAUCCAAAUUCAAUCAACCGGUAUCCCCAGGACCUGUUCCAAAUGGGAGCCUCAUCCUAUCCGGGCAUGACGCAGCCAUUCUCGAUGACGCACGGUUCCAAUAUGGGUGCCGUUGGCGUUCGCCAGGACUCGAUGGGUAACUCGUGGCACGGAAUGACGGCCGAGGACGAAUGGUACAACAAAAGCUUAUCGGCACUGCGAAUGAACAGCUCCCAUCAUCCGAAUCUGUCCGCACCGAUGCUGCAAUACCAAACAUAAUUAAUGUAGAUCAAAUGAAUACCAAACAGUAGAACACACCCACACGCACACACCCACACACAUCCAGCCACAAACUUCCGCUCUGCGUUGCGUCGAGCCAUCAAACCCCUCCCACCCAUAAGGAAAGGACAACAGCACAUCGGAACCAGGCGGGAUGGUGGUGGGUGCAUCGGAAACCUGCCCCGUUUAACCGAGUGUCAUCAUGCUGCAACGAGCAGCGAAAAUGCAUCGAACUGCAACGGGACAAUGCAGUCGCUCACCAGCCCACCAUUCUUGCCUAAACCCCAUCAUUCCCGGGGCUCGAGUUUUGUGGGUAAGCCCCCAGCGACAUGUUGCCGAACGCCAUCUACCCUUCCUCAUUCGCCAGCACCUAACGUCGACACACACAUCACUCAGGGCCCACAGCCCGGAAAUGGCCAUUAUUUUUCUGGCUCACCCUUUGCUGCGUCCUGUCAACACUGCUCCUUGUAAAAAAGGGAUUUCGAUUCACUUUUAUGUUUCAUUGUUAUUGGUGAUGGAGAUUUUCCAUCAUCAGGCUACGCGCCCACCCCCACACACAUUUUGCCUAUUAUUGACCAAUGAACGUUAAACAGAACGAGAGACACAGAAAGAAAGCGAGCGAGAGAGAGAAAAAGGGGGAAAAAACUCCGGAAAACCGUUUAGUGUCCCGGCUGGUCGGAAAAUGCUAAUUUGAUUUAAUUUAUUGCGUGCGGCAUCGAAACAGCACACGCUUGUGCGUCUCGGUGUGCGUAUAGAAAGGAUGUGAGAAAAAAAGCACAACAAAAGCCUAUCAACUCUGCAAUUGUUGGUGGCGUUCAUCGUGCGUGUAAAGUUUUUGCGCAAUAAAACUCACCAUAAUUGGCGCUCAUCACAUGCCGUCAACGGCCGACUUGGAUAGAAGUGGGGAUCUGGUUUUAGGCACUACCACAAUGAAAAAGACACCAUGACUGCGGUCGGUUGACAGCGGAAAAGGCACAACUAUCGCAUACUAUCGUCUAAUGCACCUAAUGAAAAAUCAAAACUAACUUCCCGGUUCACACUGCGGGGAUGCAACAGGAACAGGAGGGAACCUGGCAAGACAAGCAGACAAGGAAUGAUGGCGGUACGUUGCACGUUGUCCCGUGUUCACCUCAGUCAUUCCACUUUUCAUCCGUACCUCAUCAUCCAAAAAGAAGAAAAGUGAAAGGUGGUGGUCAUUUUCUAACCUAAGCAAUUCAUUCAUAAACCAGAAUACACACAAAAAAGGUCAAAAAGGAGGGAUUUAAAGAAAAUGAUCUUCACUCGGCGGAAAGGGGAAAACAGCACAGGCCCAAAAGCGCAACAAAUCAAUAGACCCUUCCGAUUUGCUAUCCGAACGUUUGCCCCACAGACCACAGGGCCCAUCGUUCGAUCUAAGCGCGUAUGAAAAUGAAAACAUAGCUAAAUUAUUUUAUUUAACACAGUGCACGAAAAUUAAUGCAGCAAGCAGGUAUGCGCGUGCCACGUGCCAAGCAGUACCGCGAAGAAAAACACUACCAGCGAUCUAGUUGACCGUGAUGUUGCGUGGCGGUGGUUGCCAUGGAUAUUACGGUGUUGGAAGGGUUGGACUGGAUUGACUGGUAGGAAGGAAACAGUGUGGUAUGUGUGUCACCUUCGAGCACACUGCAUUCCCGCACACACACAGCACAUACAAUCUGCCAAUGCUGCAACCAUACUUGUACAUAGAACAAUAACGAGUAGUAAGAAAUAUUGCGGAAAGGAGAAGAAAGAAAUUCCACGAAUACUAUAAACCAGGGCUGCGCUGCUGCUACAAUCUAAUACCAGCUGCUGCUAGUAUUGUAAUGCUCAGUAUAACUAAUGGGAAAUAUGUGGGAAUAGCGGGAUAAGCAAAGCACAAAGCAUGAGCAAUGAGCAACACAAAUCCAAAAGCACCCCAAGCCAGCAUGGGGAUAGGCACGGCGGCAAAGAUAGAGAGAGAGAGCGAAGGGGGAAAAAAACACACACACACACACAAAACAUUCCAGAAAAGCGUUUGAAUUUUAUGUAGAUGUAAAUAUUAUAAGGAUACAUUAAAAUUAAUACAAUCGUCAAGUAAAACGCGCUUCGUUGCGUUGUCUGUGAGAAACGAACCCUACCUGCGCUGAAGAUAUGCAAUCCGCAGCGCUAAAGCUUCUUAUUGCCGUUCGAUGAAGCCGUUACUCUAUGUGUGGUUUGGUGGCAAAAUUAUAAGGUAGGUAUUUUUUGUAUCAUUUUACAGGGUUCUAUGGGUUUGAGUAGGUUUUAGAAAGAUUUUCAAAUGUUUAGAAAAAAGCCUUAAUUUUUUUCCCUUAUUCUGAUUAAAUUUGUCCCACGAUGAUUAGGCCUCAUCGGCUCGAGUUGGAAAGAAAAAUUUAAAAAAUGGAAAAAAGUCAAAACAUCGAGCCGAUCCGAUUCAAAAAUAUAUGAAAAACAGUAAAUAAAUCGUGAGACUAAAUUAAAACAAUUCGACAAAAACGUCCCAACACACUUUCGGAUGCAUUUGUGCAAUUGCAACUGCCACGUCGUCACCCGGCCACCCGGAUGCGUGUUGAAUUGGUUAUUGAUUUUUAUUCUCUGCACUAAACCGGUUGUUGUUUUGUUUUGUUUCGCUUAGUUAAAUAUUUAUCGAUAGCAUUCAUUCAUAGUCGCAUAAUGAAACGUUAUAAAAUCGCACCUCCUGUGUGCCUCUUAACGAUCAAACCUGUUGCUGUUACUUUGUCUCUCCUGUCUGUCGUACCCCUUUACUUCUGUGCACGUGUUAUCUGCUUGGAUGUGUCCUGAUCAUCGUCGUUAUCAUUUCAAAACUGAACAUUGCUCCUCUCUUUCUCUCUCGUGCUAGGGCGUAGCUAGUGAGUGUGUUUGGCUCUCCAAUAUGCUCUACUACAUUAUCGCUAUACAAAGGGUUUAAAAGAAAACACUGCAUAUCUCACUGUUUUCGUUUUUCUUCUGUAUUACGCUCCACUGCCACGUUCUACCUACUGAGUAGGGCCGAUCGUUGUUGCUUUUUCUGUCCUUUUCUCUGUUUUAUUACAUUGUCAUUUGCGUUUCAGCAGCAGUAACAGCAUCCCACACGCUCCUGAACCCCUCUUCCUGUCGCUUCCAAGAAGAGGCACUUCUCACAAGCCUGCAUAUGUAUCUGCUGCUUCGGCCUAGCUCUAGUUAGUUUUUUUGAUUUUUUUUAAAUCAUUCCUACACACAGGACGAAUGUGUCUCUCCGAUGGCAUUUUUAUAGCAAUGCUACGUAUGUGUAUACAUAUAGAUGUGUGUAUGUGUGUAAAGAUGUGGACGUGUAAAAAGAAUCAAGGAUAAGCUUGACCAACCCGCGACAAUCAAAACAAGGCCCAAAAAGGGGGGAACGAAUCAAUAGUCACUUGCCAAUAGUGUCGCCGAUAUGUGAAGCCUCAACUGACCGGUGCGGAGCAGCGAAAUAAAGCUAACCCUAGGCCUACUACCAUCGUUGAUGAUCAAAAUUGGAACCCAAGCAUCUAACAUUCAAGUGGUGGCCCUUACAGGCGAACACAUUGCUAUUUUGCUGUUACUUCGUGUGUAAGCGCGUCUUUUUGUUUCAGUUUUUAUUCAAACAUGCAUUUCGAUCAGUGCUUUUUCCGAGUUUUUGAGUGCAUGAAUUAUUCUGUUUUAAAUGACCGAAGGAGAAAAAAGAAGAAGCAUUAACUUGUCUCCUGCUCAUGGCCUGCGGUGGCGCGCACACGCGCGUUCACCGGCAGUCGAACCGUAAACUGUUCGACAACAAUAAUUCCUAGGUCUUAAAAAGGCAUACUUAUAUGAAAAUACGUAAUCUUUCUUUUCGUCCAGUUUCCCAUUUUCCAUUUUCGCUCCGCCAGCAGGCAAACGAUAUGCAUAUUAAGGCCGGGCUACAUUGGUCGUACUCGCAAGUGUAAUUUUUAUUUUCACUAGCGCAUCUGGCGACGACCAGCGCAAGCUAGAUGUCGGUAUAAUUUAUGUGUCAAAAUUAUUCAUACUUGGUGUCUCAUCAAGUUUCGAGCAGGCUACUUGUAUGCCGUAUGAAAUGUUUAUAAACGUCCAUAAAUUGCAACAAAAUAGGCCGUUAAUUGUUGUUGGUGGAUAAAUCGUCAUUCAUACAAAGCGCUAGGCAACAUUUUUCCCCAUCUUCCAACAUCUUUCCAUCAUUGGGUAAAAUUAUAGCCUCCUGGACCCAAAACACUUUUUGACAGAUAAAUUAUACCAGCCUCUAGCUUCGACCCGCCGCCGCUAGAUGGCGUACGCGUUCACAAAAAUUACAAUCAGGAGUACGAUCAAUGUAGCCCGGCCUUUAUAAUGAGGGCGGUGAGCUUCACAAACUUCAAACCCGAAACAGUACAUUCGUCUGCGUAUAUCAACGUAUCAAAACUUUGGCAAAAGUGCAUACCGAUGCGAAAAGAUAACCGCGCACUGAAAUGGAUGGG